AUGGAAAAAUUAGAAACUAUAAUGAAGUUAAUAUCCUUUUAUUGGUCUAAUACUCACAAAAAAUUAGUUUUUUAUGGAAAACUUAAUGAAAAAUUAUCAGAUUAUCAAAUCUUGACCAUAGUACAGAAUGUAAUAGCCAAAGCAUAUGAGGAGGAGAAAGAGAAUGUGGAUGAACUUUCAAGAACUUUAAGUAGUGAUAUUAUUAAGAAUGCUAUAGUAGAAGAAUUCCAAAAGAAGAUAUAG
Molecule: messenger RNA, 243 nt
Organism: Ambispora leptoticha
Lineage: Eukaryota; Fungi; Glomeromycota; Glomeromycetes; Archaeosporales; Ambisporaceae
Source: the annotation of a GenBank genome assembly